AUUUAGACAUUUGAAUUAUAAAAAAUAAUAAUAGUUGUUUGAAAAAAUUUUAAGUGUAGUUUUAGGAUUUUUAAAAUUAUCGAGGAUGGCAUUUUUCACCGAACAAAAUAUAAAAUUGAAGGGUCGAAUUGUAUGUUUCCCUCUAAUUCUCUAAAAAAAAAAAAACAAUUAUUCAUUUCUAAAAUUUAUAUAAAAACUCAAUGUCUAUAAUUGAAACAAACAUCAUUCCUUAAAAAUAAGAUGAACAAGGUACUCUUCUUCCUUCUCCUUUGCCACCACCUUCUUCUCCAACCAGAAGUCCUCUCCGCCGCAACUUUGCCAGCUAUCUACGUGUUCGGUGACUCCACGGUCGAUGUCGGAAACAACAACUACUUGCCCGAUGAUGCGCCGAAGGCCAAUUUCCCUCCUUAUGGAAUCGACUACCAGGGACAAAAUUCCACCGGCCGGUUUUGCAACGGCUUCCUCGGCGUCGACUUCAUUGCUAAGACAAUGGGAUUAGCGGCCAGUCCGCCCCCCUUUCUCUCCCUCUCCAAAGCAAAGCAGACGCCGAGGAGAGGAGUCAACUUUGCAUCCGCCGGCUCCGGAAUCCUCCCCACCACAGGGAAUGAUGUCAUAGCGAUGUCAACACAGAUUCGAGAUUUUGAGGGAGUUGCUGCAGACCUCACACUUGGAACACGAACCAACAACAAGAAGCGUGUAUCUGCCUCAUUGAAUGAGUCUCUGUUCUUCUUCAGUGUCGGAAGCAAUGAUCUCUUUGCCUUUGCCGCGACCCUCAUCCCCGGAAACGACACUCGGGUGGAUGAGAUUGUUACCCCGAUCAUCGACGAGUUCAAGAAUCAAUUGAAGAUGUUGUAUGGCAUGGGGGCACGAAAGUUCGCGGUUGCAGGCACGGGAUUGCUUGGAUGUAUUCCGGCUAUCAGAGUGUUGGAUCCUUCAUAUGAGUGCAAUGUCGAUCUCAAUGAUCUUUCGAUGCAUUUCAAAAAUGCAACAGAGGCACUACUGGAGGAUCUACGCAUUUCAUUGCAUGGCUUUGAGUACUCUUUCGCUGAUGCAUACGAAAUGAGCAUUCGAAUUGAUGCUGAUCUACAAGAAUACGGGUUCACGGAGCCAAGGGUGGCAUGCUGCGGAUCGGGGAGGCGAAACGCAGAGGACCAGUGCUUACGCAACACCACAUACUGCAGAAAUCGAAACCAGUAUUUGUUCUGGGAUAUUAAUCACCCAACACAGGCAUUGUACAAAGUGAUAGCUCGGCUGUGGCUUUUCGGUCCACCGGAACUUGCCUACCCUGUCAAUCUACAAAGAUUGUUGCAGAGCUAAAGAACAACAUUAAGGCGACUUGCAAACCUCUUCUACGGCAUUUAUUUGAAGCUGAUUGCAAUAAGAUUGUGUAAGUUGGGUUUUCCUGAACUUAAAUUGUUGGUUUGAAUGAGGAGAUUUAAUGGAAUUUCAGUGAUAAAUUCAAACGCCUACAAUAUUGAUACAGAUAAGUGAUAAUAGAAUUACCUCAACCCUGAACAAAAAGGCUAAAAAAAUGGACGAUUGACAUCCUGCUGCAU
Molecule: messenger RNA, 1556 nt
Organism: Zingiber officinale
Lineage: Eukaryota; Viridiplantae; Streptophyta; Magnoliopsida; Zingiberales; Zingiberaceae
Product: GDSL esterase/lipase At1g71691-like
Exons: 5
Coding region: 241-1317 (358 amino acids)
Molecular function (GO): hydrolase activity, acting on ester bonds
Source: RefSeq, a predicted model, not a curated record